AUGACCUUCACAUUCUUCGCUGGACGGUCCAGCCUCCGCCGUCUCCACCAAACCGUCCAGCGAAACAUCUCCCGCCAGCAUCGCAACGAAUCCUCCAAAUCGAAGCCCUCCAGCGAUGCGCCUCCCACUCCAAACGAAGCACCACCCUUCAGCGGCUCCUACUGGGCCUGGAUCGAGCCCGUCAAAAUUCCCUUCCGCGGCUACGCCGGAAUGCAAUCGCGCAGCCCGCUCCUCACGCAAUGGGAGUCUACCUUGAUCAUCUACUUCCUCGGCGACCUCUCCGCCCAGACCGUGCAGACGAAGGUCUUCACAACCGAUCAAUACGAACCCCGCCGCGCGCUCAACGCCAUGAUCAUCGGUGGGAUCUCCUCCAUCCCAUCGUAUAAAUGGUUCCUCCGGCUGGGUCGACACUUCAAUUACUCCUCCCAUCUGUUGAUUCUGGCUGCGAAGAUUGUGUUUAGUCAGAUGGUCUUUACGCCGAUUUUCGAUACGUAUUUCUUUGGGAUGCAUACACUCCUGGCUGGGGGGACUUUGCGGGAUGCGAGGGAGAGGGUUGUCAAGACUGUGCCGACGAGUUUUGUGAAUAGUUGGAAGGGUUGGCCGCUUGUUACGGCGUUUACGUUUACGUUUGUGAGGCCGGUGAAUAGGUCUGUGGUCGCCGGGGUGGUGGCGAUUGGGUGGCAGACUUAUUUGAGUUGGUUGAAUAGGGAUGCUGAGGCGGAGGCGAAGAGGGAGGUGAAGGGGGAGCUGGAGGAGGUGGUGGAGACGAAAGAGGUGGUGCAUGAUUUGAGUAAGAGGGAGCUUAGGAAGACGCCGGACAGAGCUGCUAUCGAGAUGGCUGAGAGGAAAAGGAUACUAGGAACACUUUGA
Molecule: messenger RNA, 870 nt
Organism: Fulvia fulva
Lineage: Eukaryota; Fungi; Ascomycota; Dothideomycetes; Mycosphaerellales; Mycosphaerellaceae
Exons: 1
Coding region: 1-870 (289 amino acids)
Cellular component (GO): cytoplasm; mitochondrion; membrane
Source: RefSeq, a predicted model, not a curated record